Molecule: messenger RNA, 715 nt
Organism: Lagenorhynchus albirostris (white-beaked dolphin)
Lineage: Eukaryota; Metazoa; Chordata; Mammalia; Artiodactyla; Delphinidae
Gene: RPS27L
Product: ribosomal protein S27 like
Exons: 4
Coding region: 70-546 (158 amino acids)
Biological process (GO): ribosomal small subunit assembly; translation
Cellular component (GO): ribosome; cytosolic small ribosomal subunit
Molecular function (GO): structural constituent of ribosome; RNA binding
Source: RefSeq, a predicted model, not a curated record
UACUUUCGGGCUUCGCGUUUGUGUCUGCCUUCUCUGUAAGCCGAGGGGCCCCAGGGGCGGGCUAGCUCGAUGGCUCCGCGGGCCCCCGGGUCUCCCGGCCGAACGCGGCUCGGCUGCUCGGAUCCCGCGGCUCUUUCGCGCGUCGUGGACUUGUUGGGACUUGCCCGGCGGCGCGGCAAGUCGGGCCCUGCCUGGGCGUGGAGCCGUUGGGACUGCACCCGGCGCCGCCCUGGGUGCAGUCUGGAGUCCAUGGCCGGGAGGGGACAGCUCCCCGGGUACCUCAGUCAGCCCUCCUGGUUGGCUAGAGAUUUACUGCAUCCUUCCUUGGAAGAGGAAAAGAAAAAACAUAAAAAGAAACGGCUGGUUCAAAGUCCAAAUUCUUAUUUUAUGGAUGUAAAAUGUCCAGGCUGCUACAAGAUUACCACGGUUUUCAGCCAUGCUCAGACAGUGGUGCUUUGUGUAGGUUGUUCAACCGUGUUGUGCCAGCCGACAGGAGGAAAGGCCAGACUCACAGAAGGGUGUUCAUUUAGAAGAAAGCAACACUAAUGACCCACACAACUUCCUGAAUUCGUGUUCUAUCACAGAAAGCCUUAUCAGUUCAGUAAUUCCAGUUAAUCUACCAAGAUAAUGUAAUUAUGUUUAAUUUUGUAAGGUAUACAACAGCGCUCUCCUAUUUUGCUGUCAGUUUUUCAAUAAAGUUUUGAUUAUGGGCAAA